Molecule: messenger RNA, 1497 nt
Organism: Gracilinanus agilis (Agile Gracile Mouse Opossum)
Lineage: Eukaryota; Metazoa; Chordata; Mammalia; Didelphimorphia; Didelphidae
Gene: TSTD2
Product: thiosulfate sulfurtransferase like domain containing 2
Exons: 9
Coding region: 1-1497 (498 amino acids)
Source: RefSeq, a predicted model, not a curated record
AUGAUGCCUUCUUCUGUGCUACCAGCCCAAGGAGAUGACCUGGAUUCCUGUAUAUUAAGAUUUCCAGACUUGGAUUUAAAAGACACAAACCUCAUUUCUCCUAAUAGUAGUCUCAGAGCUGAAUUAGAUGCUCAUAUGAGGAAAAAGUAUGCACAUGCAAAGAAAAAGGCAUUUGCCCUUUUGGUCAAAACAAAGGAAAUUCCAGAACCCACCAGCUGCUCUUCAUCUCCCUGCAAAAGAGUGUGGUGGACAUGCUGCCAGCAGAUCUUCAAAGACCAAAUUGGCAUCCACAAACAUAUAGCUGCCCAGCACAGGGAAGAUGUUUAUCAUCAGACCUCUACUGUUUUAAAGCAACUGGCUGCUGAGGCUAGCACCCCCAAGACCUGCAAAUCUGCAGACAAGACAAAUGGACUAAAUGUGCCCCCUACCUGUAACCAUCAAGUGUCUGAUGACCUCCCAGAUGUGAGCUCCUUUAGGCUUGAUGAACUGAUAAGUACGCAAGAUAGCAAUCAGGGAGUAGUAUUAUUAUAUUAUUGUUACUGUGAUGUAGAAGAUCCAGAAUGGGUUUGUGCUUGGCAGAAAGCUCUGUGCCAACACCUGCAUCUCAAAGGAAAGGUUCGGAUUGCUACAGAAGGAAUCAAUGGAACAGUGGGUGGGAGCAAAUUAGCAACUGAUCUUUAUAUGGAGGCCAUGCUUUCUCAUCCAUUGUUUAAGAAUAUCUUAUGUAAGGAAGAUUUUAAGACCAGCAAAGGAGGAGCUUACUGUUUUCCAGAACUUCGUGUUGGUGUAUUUGAAGAAAUCGUGCCCAUGGGAAUCAAUCCCAAUAUGAUCUCCUACAAAGAACCUGGAAUCCAUUUAUCCCCUGGUGAAUUUCAUAAAGAAGUUGAAAAUUAUUUAUAUCAGGGUAAUCAAGAGCAAAAUGACACUAUUCUGCUGGACUGCAGGAACUUUUAUGAGAGUAAAAUAGGACAUUUCCAGAAGUGCCUGGCACCAAACAUCAGGAAAUUCAGUUAUUUUCCCAGUUAUGUGGACAAAAACCUAAAACUUUUUAAGGACAAGCGUGUACUGAUGUACUGUACUGGGGGUAUUCGUUGUGAGAGGGGUUCUGCCUACCUUAGAGCUAAGGGAGUAUGCAAGGAAGUAUACCAGCUGAAGGGUGGCAUCCACAAGUACCUGGAAGAGUUUCCUAAUGGUUUUUAUAAAGGGAAACUGUUUGUCUUUGAUGAACGCUAUGCUCUCUCUUACAAUAAUGACAUAGUUUCAGAAUGUACGUAUUGUGGAGCCCAGUGGGAUCAGUAUAAACUGUGUUCCACCUUACAUUGCUGCCAACUCGUCUUGUCCUGUUCAGAAUGCCAAGAGAAAGGACUUACAGCAUGUUGUCUCACUUGUCAGGAUAAAGGAGUCAAGCUAAUUUCAAGUCCUGCUCAGAACAGUUUUAAAGAAGAAUGUGAUUGUACACUAAAAAGGCCCCGUAUACCAAUUGAACUUUCACAAUAA